AUGCCUCAAACCGCCGACAACCUGCUCAGCGACCCUGAGAUCGCCACUGCUUACGAAGACGUGCGUUCCGAUAAGUCAGCCACAACAUGGAUGGUGCUCAAGUACAUUUCCGGCACUUCCGAUGCAUUGAAGCUGGAUUCUACUGGUGAAGGCGAUAUCGCAGAAAUGGUGGAGCACCUUGGAGAUGAUGAAGCUGCGUAUGCUUUUGUAAGGAUGACCGUUGGGAACGAUGAGCUCUCGCAAAGAGUCAAGUUUGUCUUCGUCUCAUGGUGUGGUCCCAACACAAGAGUCAUGCGCAGAGCAAAGAUGACCACGCAAAUUGGUCAAGUCAAGCAAGUUUUGCGAAGCUACGCCAUCGAGAUUCAGACCGACAGCAAGACCGACCUCAAGGAGGCAGAGGUUACCAUGAAGUUGAGAAGGGCCAUGGGUGCCAACUACGACCGUCAAGCAUCAGGCUACUAA
Molecule: messenger RNA, 462 nt
Organism: Aureobasidium melanogenum CBS 110374
Lineage: Eukaryota; Fungi; Ascomycota; Dothideomycetes; Dothideales; Saccotheciaceae
Product: actin depolymerizing protein
Exons: 3
Coding region: 1-462 (153 amino acids)
Biological process (GO): regulation of actin filament polymerization
Cellular component (GO): plasma membrane; actin filament; cortical actin cytoskeleton
Molecular function (GO): actin filament binding
Source: RefSeq, a predicted model, not a curated record